ACAGCUGACCCGGCGGUGACGGGGCGAGGGAGCUUCAAGGAUGGCGGCGUCUGCGGCGCUGAUCCUGCGAGAGAGUCCCAGCAUGAAAAAAGCAGUGUCGCUGAUAAAUGAAAUAGACAUGGGAAGAUUUCCACGACUGCUCACCCGAAUUCUUCAAAAACUUCACCUGAAGGCUGAGAAUAGUUUCAGUGAAGAAGAGGAAGAAAAACUUCAAGCUGCGUUUUCUCUAGAGAAACAAGAUCUUCACCUAGUUCUUGAAACAAUAUCAUUCAUUUUAGAACAGGCAGUGUAUCACAACGUGAAACCAGCAGUUUUGCAGCAGCAGUUGGAGAACAUUCAUCUUGGACAAGAUAAAGCAGAAGCAUUUGUCAGUGCUUGGUCUUCUAUGGGUCAAGAAACAAUUGAAAAAUUCAGGCAGAGGAUUAUUGCUCCCCAUAAGCUGGAGACGGUUGGAUGGCAGCUUAACCUUCAGAUGGCUCACUCUGCUCAAGCAAAACUGAAAUCUCCUCAAGCUGUCUUACAGCUAGGAGUGAGCAAUGAAGAUUCAAAGAGCCUGGAGAAAGUUCUUCUGGAAUUCAGUCAUAAGGAAUUAUUUGAUUUCUAUAACAAGCUAGAGACCAUACAAGCACAGCUGGAUUCCCUUACAUGAUGUUCUUGAAGACUGGUUUCUCUGUCACACUCCUGCCACUCAUUAUUUUGCAUUGAAGAUAAACUGCCAGGUUGUGUUUUCUGAAGGAUUCACUAGCUUUCUUCUUGUAAAUUAUACAGCUUACUGCUUUGUAGACAAAUAACCGCCAAGGAAGAUCACUGUUCUGAGUGCUCAGGUUCCAAUAUGCAUUCUCUUGUUCUGAGAGCCAACAGCAAGUAAUGGUUAAGAACACUUUUGCGUUAAAGAAAAUAGCUGUGAAUAUCAUGUGGUUAUUACUGUCCUGUUUUUGUUUUAUUGCCUGACCCAUUUAUUUUUUACAUACUUGAUGAUACUUGUAGGUAUCAAGGAGGGUCCAUGGAUACAAAGUAUACUGUAUAUUUUAAAACAGGGAACUUUAGUGAUUACAUUGAUAAAAAUAAGUAGCCACAUGCAAUUAAGUACAUUAUGAUUUUUUUUCUUUAAUACAGUGAGUAUAUUUUCUUGGGAAAUAAUAUAGGGAGGACAUUUUAAAUAGAACUAGUACUAGCAUAUCAUUCAGUUCCAGUGUGAGCAUCUCUGUGCACUUUAGAUUUUUCUCUACAUUUAAUGAUUUAGUAACAGUUUGGGGGUUUAUGUGCUUUUCUUUGUACUGCAAAUUAAUAAUGAUUAAUUAUUAAUUUCAUAGCAUGGGAGACAGAUCCACAUAAUGAGUAAAAAUAAUUGUAAUGAGUGCCAAACAAAUAUCCUUAAAAUUCUAAAACAUACUUUUUACAUUCUCUUUCUAUGAAUAUGUUAAUUAAUUUCACUCAGUAAGAUUUUUUGUCUCAGAAUUAGUUGAACUGAAGUGCACAGCAUUUUAUUCUGUGGAUGUAUAUAAAUAUGAGUGUGGUUGCCUGCAGAAAAUAAUAUCACUUGAAUUUUUAUGAACGAAAUGUCUGUUCUACAUUUUUUUUCUAGAGAGAAAGACAGACAUGGUGGGAGAGGACAGGAGAGAUAGGAGGGGGAGAGAGAGAGAAAAUGAGAGAGAAUACAGAGAUACAAAUAUGACUUCACAUGAAAGAAUUGGAUUUCAGACAUACCCUAUAGUUAAACGGAGUCACUGAAUUUAAAUCACAUUUCUUAUAUGAGGUAUCUGAGUAAUAGGAAUGUUAGAUGACUCCCAGAUAUAUGUUCAGUAUAUGGAAUGUAUGCACUUACUUAUUUUAUAUGUGCGUAUAUAUUGUUGUUUAGAAGGCUUAGGAAUUUGGAUUUUUUUCAGAAAGUAAAUAUUACAGUGGCUGUCCAUAGUUGGUAGACUUGAAAAGUUUUUAAACUCAAACUUCCACUGAUAGGAUAUUUAGAAGACAUGUUUAGAAUGGGAUUUGUUUCUAUAUGUAGCUGUGUGGUCCGUCUUAAAUUUUUAUGUUCUGUUCUGCUGGUCCCCAGAGGUAACCACAUGACCACUAUAAACGUUUUGGUAAAUACUCUUUCAGCUGAUUUCUUAUAUACAAAUAAACAUGCCUCAUUUCAAGUUGAAUUUAUUAGGCCUUCCUGACAGAGACCAUAUGGAUAGAUAGAAGUUUUCAUUGGUUUAAUGGCCAACUUAACUCCCAGUGUAGAUAUCUAAAUUAAAUGUGACACUUCCAAGCAAAAUUUCUUAUUAAGUAGCUUAAAAUAGUGAUAAAUUGUUUUCUCUCCAUCAGUAUAGUUCAGGAAAGUCUGACCAAGGGCAUUGCAGAAAGGACCAGUAAGUAGUAGGUUUAAUUCCAACUAAGAACAUAAUUAUUCAUGAAAUAUAGUUUUUUUCUUUUCUUUCUUUCUUUUUUUUUUUUUUUUUUUCUUUUUAAGGCCGCACCUACAGCCUGUGGAGAUUCCCAGGCUAGGAGGCCAGGGAUGGAACCCACAACCUCAGAUUUGUUUCUGCUGUGCUGUAACAGGAACUCCCAUCCUGAAAUAUAUUUAUUGUAGAUAAUUUUAUUUCUUAAGGUAUCACCAUUGUUACAAUAUACAAGUCAAAAAAAGUAUCAUUCCCAAGGAUUAUUAAAUGUGUGUUACUUUUUCAGAGAAAUAAGAUGGAUGGGGCAAUAAGUGGGAACUGAAACUUAUUCUCUUAGUACAUUAACAUGUAUUGCAAGUUGCUUAUCAAAAGGAUUGAAUAAAAAUAAAUUACUUGCUAGAAAGGAGUAUUACAAAUAAUGUUUGCAAUUCCUCAGUUAGAAAAUAUGAUUGUUUUUAGUUAGGAAAUACCAAAAAAAAAAAAAAAAAACCAUGAAGGAAUAACCUAAAAUUGUAGAAUCUCAUCAUCUAGAAAUGGCCAUUAAUGACAUUUUGGUAGAUUUUAUUGAAAGGUUUUUUUUGUUUUUUGUUUUUUCUAUUCAUAUGUCUUUCUCCUUUUUUUCCUUUUUACAUAACAAAUUGGAUUAAUGCAAUAAAUAUAGUUUCACACUUUGCUUUGCUUCUGUAACAUUGUAACAUAAGGAUUUUUCUUGCCCUUAUUGUGUAAAACAUAAUUUUAACAUAUAUUAAAUUGUCCUUCAUUUAAAUGAGCUACUACACUUUAUUUAGUCAACCAGUCUAUUUUGGGGCAUUUAGAUUAUUUCCAAUUUUUUAACAUGCUAAAGAAUACGCUGGGGAAUAUCAUUAUAAAUAAACCUAGACCGCAUGUCUUAUUUUAUUAAUAUAGAUUGCUAGAAUUGGGAUUAUUAUGCCAAAACUAUGAAGAUUUGCUUUCUAUUUUUAUUUCUAAUGUGAUUGUAUUGUAAAAAUAAAAUUGCCUAUUGUUUAAAAAAAAAACAGUUAAGAAGUCUCUUUUGCUCACUCCCCAGAAGCACCUCCCUAACUAGUCGGAAACAUUUGUUUUGUAUCUUUUCAUAUGCCUCAUGUAAAUUAAAAUACCCUUGUCUGUGUA
Molecule: messenger RNA, 3515 nt
Organism: Phacochoerus africanus (Common warthog)
Lineage: Eukaryota; Metazoa; Chordata; Mammalia; Artiodactyla; Suidae
Gene: COMMD10
Product: COMM domain containing 10
Exons: 7
Coding region: 41-649 (202 amino acids)
Source: RefSeq, a predicted model, not a curated record